AUGCACAGUUACCAUGCACAAUCGAUAUGCUCAGUCGACAUGCACAUCGCCAUGCACAGCCUCCAUGCACAGCCGCCAUGCACAGACGCCAUGCACAGCCGUCAUGCACAGCCGCCAUGCACAGCCGCCAUGUCACAGACACCAUGCACAUGCACAUCCCAUGCACAUCGCCAUGUACAGCUGCCAUGCACAUCGCCAUGCACAGCCGCCAUGCACAGCCGCCAUGCACAACCGCCCAUGCACCCACAGCCGCCAUGCAGCACCAUGCACUAUCCAUGCACAUCGCCAUGCACAGCCGCCAUGCACAUCGCCCACGCACACCGCCGUGCCAUCGCCAUGCACAGCCGCCAUGCACAGCACAGCCGCCCCAACCCCAUGCACAUCGCCAUGCACAGCCUCCAUGCACAGGCGCCAUGUCACAUCGCCAUGCACAACCGCCGUGCACUCGCCAUGCCAGCCACCAUGCCCAUGCUACAGGCCGCCAUGAACAUCGCCAUGUACAGCCGCCAUGCAAUCGCCAUUGCACCGCCGCCAUGCACAGCCGGCCAUCACACCGCCAUGCCACAGCCAACCAUGCCAGCCGCCAGCACACCGCCAUAUGCACAGCCGCCAUGCACAUCGCCAUGCACAGCCGCCAUGCACAUCGCCAUGCACAGCCGCCGUGCACAUCGCCAUGCACAGCCGCCAUGCACAUGCACAGCCGCCAUGCACAUCGCCAUGCACAGCCGCCAUGCACAUCGCCAUGCACAAGCGCCGUGCUCCAUCAUGCAUGGUUAUAUGCGCUCGGAUGUGAGGGCGAGAAGGGCGCCGACGCAUGAUGCUCUCUAUCCGUCAUGA
Messenger RNA from Penaeus indicus, 837 nucleotides. Its product is annotated as histidine-rich protein PFHRP-II-like. The transcript has a single exon. Bases 1 to 837 code for a protein of 278 amino acids. NCBI's taxonomy places the organism in Eukaryota, Metazoa, Arthropoda, Malacostraca, Decapoda, Penaeidae. The record is from RefSeq and is a predicted model, not a curated record.